GAGAAUGCUUGAGUGAGUUGACAUGGGGGAUUUCAACUUCUAGCAGGUGCUUUCACCGUCCCAUGCUGAGUUCUAGACAAGAUUUUUUUUUUCGUCUACUGACAGAUGGAUGCUAUUUGAAAAAUGAUUGAGUGUCAGUUUUUUGUAAUAGGAGAGAGAAUACUUACAUGUGGGAGCACGUGCUGUAGAGGGGAAUUUUUUUUUUCGACUUGUAGCAUGCUCUCGCUCGCACGAGCCUGGAACAGAGAGAGAAACGUAUGCUAUAUAAACAGAAGUGAUGAGAGGAAAAUUAUCAUUCACAUCAGAGCCAGAUUUGAGUAUACUUCACGCAUCAUGAGUUCUCCAUCAUCUUCAUACAUCUUACCAGAUAGCCCACCGCAGCGCAUCCUCAACUACUGGCAGCGGAAAGCUGCCCUCACUGCUGAGUCGACCGCUGCUGCACCCGUCCCCUCACCGCUCAGCGUGGAACCAGCAUCACCACGCGGGGAGAUUAUCAUCCCAGACAGCCCUCUUCAACGUCUAGCUCCAGCUGCUACCUGGGCACCGCGGCGAGCGGUGCUGACAACAGUGACCAACAAGCAGAAGCAGGCGAAGAAGAGGCUGCUGUUUGAGGAGCCUGAAGUUAGCGGGGAUGAGGACGAGUCAAUCUUCUCACAAACAAAGAAACGUGCUGGUAUGGAGGACAACUCCUCCAUGGUUCCACUACUAGAGGAGGUGCAGCAAGCGGGGGAUGAAUUGGACUUUGUGCAACUAUUCAACCAGGCUCAGCUGAAACCAUGGAUCCCACAGAGGGAAUUGAAGGAGCGCACUCCCUACCCCAUAGUUGCCGUGAGGGAGCAAAUGAACAUCCAUGGCCAUCACAUAAUUUUAAAAAUUGUUAAUGCAGGAAGUGAAU
This is a messenger RNA of Nilaparvata lugens (brown planthopper), 895 nucleotides long. RefSeq lists its product as uncharacterized. NCBI's taxonomy places the organism in Eukaryota, Metazoa, Arthropoda, Insecta, Hemiptera, Delphacidae. The record is from RefSeq and is a predicted model, not a curated record. The transcript is spliced from 2 exons. The annotation marks the transcript as partial.